Molecule: messenger RNA, 1015 nt
Organism: Rosa chinensis
Lineage: Eukaryota; Viridiplantae; Streptophyta; Magnoliopsida; Rosales; Rosaceae
Exons: 5
Coding region: 48-824 (258 amino acids)
Biological process (GO): defense response to Gram-negative bacterium; killing of cells of another organism
Cellular component (GO): membrane
Molecular function (GO): pore-forming activity
Source: RefSeq, a predicted model, not a curated record
AAGAAAAUCAAAACAAUUCUUCUUCUUCUUCUUCGCGGGACGCAAAAAUGUCGAGCCCUCCUGCAGAGGAAACCCUAGCAGAACCAGCAGCAGCAUCUGAAGAAGAAGAAGAAGAAGAAGCAGAGCAGAAGGUCUCCGACACCGACAACAGCGAGCAAUCGCAAGAAUGGGAGACCAUGGCUCGAGCUUGGCUCUCGUCUUUCCCCGAGGCCAAAGCUGUGUCCAUGGACGAGGUCGAGGCCUGGAUCGACUCCAACUUCGAUUUCAUACCUGAAGGCAUCAAAUCCAUGCCUCGCCUUGACGUCUGUCACCGCCUCAUCGCUAUCCAGAACUGCAUGAGGUCCGCCAAUCAGGAGAAAGAAGAAGAUCAAGGUGAUAUUCCACAUGCUCGAUUUCAACGCACUGAUCAGUGGAGACCGGUUUAUAUUUGGUUAGAAUCUUUGAAUAGAGACGACGUUGUGAAAUCCAGAGAUAUAAGUGAGUGGCUAACUUCGAACCCGAAAAUCCAAGAGUACUUGUGCUCUAGGCAUUCUCGGUAUCAUUUGAUGCACUACAUCAAGAAAUGCCAUAUGAAGAUUCUGAAGAGGCGGGAAAGGAAGAAGGGUGUCCAGCAGUCUGACACACCAGCGUCUCUGAAGGUUCACAAAGAUGUGGAGAUGAAAAGAGAAGCUCCACUAGCCUGCACUAAUUUAAUCAAUGUACCUCAAGAUAGUGAUCUAUUUAUGAUGAAACGAAAGGAAGCACUUGAGAAAUUUCAGAUCUUAGUGGAGCUUGAGAAGCUGCUUGCCCCUACGUUCUUAAAGCGUGGAGAUGGAAACAAGUGAAAGAAUUCUGAAGCACCAGACUAGCAUCUGUGCCCUGCCCCUGCACUUUUUUUUUUAAUAAUUUAAUUUUUAAUUUUUUUUUUUCUGUAGUCUAGUAAGGGCUUUAACUAAUGAAAGAAAAACCACAUUUUUCCAUAUGUAAAGCAAGCUUUGAACGAGCUGGGUUAAAUUCUCUUGUUGACCUUGAUCAA